UCUCUCUCUCUCUCUCUAAAACAAAUAAAAUAUUCUCUCUCUCUCUCUCUCGUCUCUCUUUUUGUUUACUAAGCAAAACCCAGAAGAGGAAACAACGAUGGACGUCAACUACGCAUCGCCGGCGGCCGGAGGAGACAGUAACAACAGCCAGAGGAGCUCGUCGUCCUCUUCCUCCGGCGGCGGAGACCACUUCAGCGCGGAGGAGGAGAUGAUCAGCGAGCUCCGGCGUGGACCGUGGACGGUGGAGGAAGACUUCAAGCUCAUCAAUUACAUUGCAGCUCACGGCGAAGGCCGCUGGAACUCCCUCGCUCGCUGCGCCGGUCUGAAAAGAACAGGGAAAAGCUGCAGAUUAAGGUGGCUCAAUUAUCUACGGCCCGACGUCCGACGUGGCAACAUCACCCUCGAAGAACAGCUCAUGAUCCUCGAGCUCCAUUCCCGCUGGGGCAACCGUUGGUCGAAAAUCGCACAACACUUGCCUGGGAGGACGGACAACGAGAUCAAGAACUACUGGAGGACGCGGGUCCAGAAGCACGCGAAGCAGCUCAAGUGCGACGUCAACAGUAAGCAGUUCAAGGACACGAUGCGGUACCUGUGGAUGCCGAGGCUAGUGGAGCGAAUCCAAGCCAGUGGUGGCGGCGGCGGCUCGGCCUCCACGUCCGGUAACGCUGCAAAUUCUCUGCCCACCGGCCCGAUGAUUGACCCCGUCGUGACCGGAGUGGCAGAGAGCAGCAGUGGUCUGGCGAGCUACGGGAUGGGUAGCUUGGACGGUACGUUUUGUGGUAACUACGCUACUGCUACUGCGGCCGAGAAUUCGAGCACGGCGGCAUCCUCGGCGGAUUCUUUUGGGAACCAAGUCUCGCCCGUAUCGGACAUGACAACGGACCACUACAAUGUAUUGGGUGGUCAGAGCUCCAACAUGAACUCAUCUGAUUAUAUCGGCAGCUAUCAGGGGUAUACAGACCAGUUGAUCAGUCCGGCGACGAAUUAUUACAACCCUGUCUGGGAUCAGCAAUUCCAAGCUCCGCAGCAACAUCAAAACAACGAGUAUUACACCAACAACAGUAACCAAGUGCAAUGGAUGGAUGGUGGGAAUGCGCCGGACAGUUUGUGGAACACCGAUGAUAUUUGGUUCCUCCAACAACAAUUCAGCAACAACAACAUCAACAUGUGAAAGAAAAAUAUACAAGGAAAAAGGGGGAGGUAUACGGUUAUUAUACGUACUACUUCGUAUAUUAUACAGAAAGUAGUAUAAUUAUGCGAACAGGGCGAAGGUAGACAGAGAGGAAUAGAAUGAAAGAAUCCGUAGAUGGAUACAAUGAUAUUAGAGUAUAUGAUUUGCAAUUGCUUAGAGAUGAGGAGAUGUCUCUAAUUGUGGAUUAUUAAUAUUUUUCUUCUUUUUUGGUGGUUAUUUUUACAAAAUUAUCUUGGUUUGUUUGUUGGUUGUUUUUUUUUAAUCUUCUUUCCCCUUGGAUUGGGAUAGGAAAGGAUGGGAAGGGAAUUUUAGUUUUAUAGGUUUCCUCAAUCUCAUUCUCUCUUUGACAUAUGACAUAUUGUAACUCCUUCUUUCUCUUGUUUUUGCUAUGUAAUAUAUAAAGCUUCCUCUUCUUCAUAUCUUGAGCAAUGAAUUUUACUAGA
This is a messenger RNA of Linum tenue, 1635 nucleotides long. Lineage: Eukaryota; Viridiplantae; Streptophyta; Magnoliopsida; Malpighiales; Linaceae. The record is from the annotation of a GenBank genome assembly.